AUGCCUCCUCAGCGGACUGGCUUUGUGCCAGUCCAACAACCAGGACAGCCACCACCCGUACAACAGCAGCAGCAACAGCAACAACAACAACAACAGCAGCAGCAACAGCAAUUGUAUCAGAUAAGCGGCUAUCUGGUAACGCUGACGGUUGCCACCACCAGUGCGCAUUACGAUGUUUUUUUUUUUCUUUUUUACAGUGUUUUGCCCUGGUACAGGAAGUACCAUGUUAUAGCACUGUUCAAAUCGUUGUCGUAG
Messenger RNA from Gongylonema pulchrum, 255 nucleotides. NCBI's taxonomy places the organism in Eukaryota, Metazoa, Nematoda, Chromadorea, Rhabditida, Gongylonematidae. The record is from the annotation of a GenBank genome assembly.